Neoarthrinium moseri is the source of this 915-nucleotide messenger RNA. RefSeq lists its product as uncharacterized. The record is from RefSeq and is a predicted model, not a curated record. The coding region runs from base 1 to 915 and encodes 304 amino acids. The transcript has 3 exons. Lineage: Eukaryota; Fungi; Ascomycota; Sordariomycetes; Amphisphaeriales; Apiosporaceae.
AUGGUGUUCGGAUGUAGCGUCAGUCAACGACGACAAUUUGAGGCUAGGUUGGCCAAAGUAUCGUCUGCGAGUCUGGCGCACCCUCUCCUGAUCCCCGGCAUAUUCGCUGAGUUAGAGCGAAAACGCCUCUCAGAGCGCGUAGAAGAUACACUCGAUCGCUUCACGCUACGGACCAGUUCACUGUCCGACUCGCCGGACCGAGAUCUGGUAAUGCUGGACAUGAACGAGGAGCAGAUGAGUGAUUAUCUACAACUAUGCUAUGAAAGUCAGAGCCUUGCCAAAGAGUUGAAAACAGUGAAGAGACAACUCGCAAAAAUGGUCCAGUUCUGUGACGACUUCAAGCCCUCAAGCUCAGCCAAGCACCAGACUGUCCUACGUUCUGUGGACCAGGAAGAUAUCCUUGCUAAUGGGAACAGUAUUGAUGUAAUUAAUGUGAAUAAAAUGCUCAAGGCGAGGAUACUUGAAAUCAUGGACGAAUAUGAUGACAAGAUUGAGGAGUGUAACAUGAUAAUGGAUAACAUGUCUAUCACAAUGCAGACCGUCUGGAGUCACAUUGCCAGGCGUGAUGCCAUCGUCAACACAAACAUCGCUAGAGCUAAUAAUUCUAUUGCACUCGAUGCGAAGCAGGACAACGGACAGAUGAAGUCGAUAGCAUUUCUUACAAUGUUCUAUCUGCCUGUCUCAGCUGUUGCCUCUAUAUUCUCCAUGUCCAUGUUCGACUGGUCACCAAGUGAAGGGUCGGUUGUAUCGGAUUCUCUUUGGGUGUUCAUUCUGGUAGCUACUGUACUUACUGCUUUGACACUGUUGGUCUGGCAGAUCGUAACGUGCCGGCAAAAGAGGAAAGCUUCGUCCAGAGAUCGGGAUUUGGAAGUGGGAUACGCUGCAGAUCAGCUUGAGAGCAAGGAUUUCAUAUAA